Messenger RNA from Anopheles marshallii, 1911 nucleotides. Its product is annotated as mini-chromosome maintenance complex-binding protein. The record is from RefSeq and is a predicted model, not a curated record. Gene Ontology annotation, molecular function: chromatin binding. The transcript is spliced from 4 exons. Gene Ontology annotation, biological process: DNA-templated DNA replication. NCBI's taxonomy places the organism in Eukaryota, Metazoa, Arthropoda, Insecta, Diptera, Culicidae. The coding region runs from base 1 to 1911 and encodes 636 amino acids.
AUGUUUACGUUUAUACAUCAAAUCAAUCACCGCGUCAUGGAAUUAGAAUUUAACAGUACGUCAUGGUCACCAGAGCAUUUCAUUGCUCACGAAACAACGUGUCUCAAGCAAUUAUCGGCAGAUACGGUGUGGUCCUCGAUUCCUCUGCUCAACUGUACUGAGCUCGCUCAUCUGCCGGACGGUUGUUUGGUACGAUUUCGUGGCAUGCUGCAGGACAUGCAGGACCCAGAGUGUUACCUCGAGCAGUAUACAGUCCGUGCCAAAUCGGAUGGUUCUGUCGUGCGACAGCAGAAUGGCAAAUAUCGUGACAUUUUGCUGUACAAUGCUGCAUCCGAAGUGGUGGAUACUGGCUGUAACGGGGAUAACAAAUUCGGAGAGCGUAGAUCACUGUUUGUUAUCACUAUUCCCGGUCAGAAUCCGUGGGCUGAAGUGUGUGAAAAGGAACAGAAAGGAAGCCUUCCUCUUAAAUUCUCCGAGGCGCAGAAUGGAUGUGAUGGGAACGUUAUUCGACCUACCGUUAAACGUACCCUUGAUGAUGAGGAUAUGGAAGUAGACGGAAUAACAACAGCACCGAAACGUUCUUCAGCAGACACCACUCCUACGACGAGUGUAAACGGUGCAAAAAAGAUGGCCACCAACGAUGCAUCAGCAACUGCAGCCGCACCCAGCGGAGCUGUGUUAUCUGCUGACUAUCUGCUCAACUCACCAAUUGCCGAUCGACCGGGAAAAGCUUGCCUGGUCAAGCUGUACAGUAACUAUGACGAUUGGACGCUUAACACUGUGAUCGAGGUGGUUGGUUUCCUUUCCGUCGAUCCCGCUCUAGACGGUAGCGGAGAUAGUACCGGGAUGGAUGAGUUUGAUGACGAUGUAUCCGAGCAUCAGGCAACUCAUCCACCACCAUCGCUAAUACCGCGGUUACACGCGAUUAGCGUACGGAAACUUUCUCACGCGAAUCCACUCUUGCUGGAGCAGGCUGAGCAAGCAGAAGUGGGAGACGGCCAGGACGUAGCUAACGAGACGACAUACAAAGAUCUACACAACCUUUUCACACAGUUUCUGUUCGGAGACGGGAUCGCAGCCGAGUAUCUUUUGUGUCAUCUCGUGUCGUCGGUGUAUAUACGGGAUGAGGUAGAAAGCAGGGGACAAUUCUGUUUGAAUAUCAGUAAUAUUCCGGCAGAAGUUUUACCCGAUUAUACGCGUUCGUUGUAUGAUCUUCUGGAGCUACUACUUCCUGCCAGUCAUUAUCUGCCGAUGACGCUUGAGAACAUGAACACGGCGCAAUUUGUGCCUAAAAAAGAUUACGCAACGAACAAACUCACGAGCGGUCUGUUACAACUAGCUCCCCAUACUCAUCUGGUGCUGGACGAAACUCGUCUGCAAACGGGCAAGCUCGAAUCAGCCGGUGUCGAAGCUGUAAAGCACGUUGCACACCUUAUCAAGAACCAACGGUUGAAGUACAAUUUUCAAUUUUAUCAGCUUGAUUUCAAUGCCGACGUACCGGUGUUGGUUCUUAGCGAAGGAAAAAGUAUGCUGCCGAGCAAUUGCUAUCUACCCAUCGUUCCCGAUUUGGAUGCGAUCAAAUUGAUUGAAGAAACAAUGAAAGCUGGCCGGCACUACAUCACACCUAAGCUGAAUGCGAUGCGCCGAUUCUUAACCACAGCCCGCGUGCGUGAGUUCGAGAUGAAAUCGCUCGAUCCUAUCAUCGUGCAAGAUGAUUUUGUGCGAAUGCGCACGGAAAACAGUGCGGUCACGAUGGACGAUCUGCAUGCACUGUUCGUGCUGGCACGAUUGCUCGGAUUGAGUCGUGGCCGUAAAUCAUUGCAGCGAGAAGACUGGGAACGGGCGAAAGUGUUAGAGAACGAGCGUCGCAAUCGGGUCGAACUGUUUAGCAGAACAAAAACCGAACCUUAA